GCCGUCGACUUCUCCGUUCUUCAGAAUCAACCAAAGGUCCCGGCGGAGUUCGUAUGGCCGGAAAAUGAUGUCACGCCUUCCCAAGGAGACCUCGACGUGCCCAUCAUCGACCUCCGGAGUUUCUUCCACGGGGACUCCGCUACCAAAGAUAGAACGGCCACCGCCGUGAGGGCGGCGUGCGAGACGCAUGGGACAUUUCUUGUCAUCAACCACGGUAUCGACUCGGACUUGACCGAAUCAGCGCACGAGAUGGCAAAGUGGUUCUUCGGGCUCCCAAUGGAUGUGAAACUCAAGGCCGAGAGGAGUUCAGGAACUAUUCCGGGAUAUUCCGUCGCUCACGCGGAGAGAUUCUCGGCGAAUCUGGUUUGGAACGAAACGUUUUCGUUUGAUUUCAGCGAGGGUCCAACUCCGGUAGUGGAGGAGUUCGUGAGAUCAAAGCUGGGCCAAGAUUUUGAGGAAAUGGGAAAAUUGUAUCAAAAGUAUUGUGAGUCGAUGAACCGACUGUCUCUUGAUUUGAUGGAGCUUAUGGGGACAAGCCUAGGUCUAAAGGACGAGAAGUACUACCGGAAAUUCUUUGAAGACGGUUGUGCAAUUUUCAGAUGCAACUAUUAUCCGCCGUGCAAGCAGCCAGACCGUGCACUU
This is a messenger RNA of Tarenaya hassleriana, 642 nucleotides long. Its product is annotated as gibberellin 20 oxidase 5-like. The transcript has 2 exons. The record is from RefSeq and is a predicted model, not a curated record. NCBI's taxonomy places the organism in Eukaryota, Viridiplantae, Streptophyta, Magnoliopsida, Brassicales, Cleomaceae. Gene Ontology annotation, molecular function: gibberellin 20-oxidase activity. The annotation marks the transcript as partial. Gene Ontology annotation, biological process: gibberellin biosynthetic process; unidimensional cell growth; flower development.